Messenger RNA from Doryrhamphus excisus (bluestripe pipefish), 3500 nucleotides. It is a transcript of the gene dla, whose product is annotated as deltaA. The record is from RefSeq and is a predicted model, not a curated record. Gene Ontology annotation, biological process: cell communication; Notch signaling pathway; axon guidance. Gene Ontology annotation, molecular function: calcium ion binding. NCBI's taxonomy places the organism in Eukaryota, Metazoa, Chordata, Actinopteri, Syngnathiformes, Syngnathidae. Gene Ontology annotation, cellular component: plasma membrane; signaling receptor complex; cell surface.
GAGGAGGAGGAGGCACCGUGAGGACUUUGAAUUUUUAUUUAUUUUUUAAUUUAUGAUGUAUUUAUUGAAGAUGCUGCUGAGUCUGGCUGUGGCGUCCAUGUUGUUGUGUCAGGGUUUCUGCUCCGGGGUGUUCGAACUCAAGCUGCAGGAGUUCCUCAACAAGAAGGGCGUGCAGGGCAACAAGAACUGCUGCGGAAGGGGGGCCCCCGGUUCCUCUUUCCAGCAAUGCGAGUGUAAGACCUUCUUCCGGGUGUGCCUCAAGCACUACCAGCCUAACGCGUCCCCGGAACCACCCUGCACGUACGGCGGCGCCGUGACGCCCGUGCUGGGCUCCAACUCCUUCCAGGUUCCGGACGUCAUCCCGGAGAACUCCUUCAGCAACCCCAUCAGGAUCAACUUCGGCUUCACAUGGCCGGGGACCUUCUCGCUCAUCAUCGAAGCCCUGCACACGGACAACAAUGACGAUCUCUCCACAGAGAACCCGGACCGGGUGAUCAGCACCAUGACCACGCAGAGGCACCUCACAGUAGGGGAGGACUGGUCCCAAGAUCUUCACACAGCGGGAAGAACCGAGCUCAAGUACUCGUAUCGGUUCGUGUGCGACGAGCAUUACUACGGGGACGGUUGCUCGGUUUUCUGCCGACCAAGAGACGAUGCUUUCGGGCACUUCACCUGCGGGGAGCGGGGGGAGAUCGUGUGUGAUGCCGGAUGGAAGGGACAGUACUGCACGGAGCCAAUUUGCCUACCAGGCUGCGAUGACGAGCACGGAUUCUGCGAGAAACCCGGAGAGUGCAAGUGCCGCGUAGGAUUCAAGGGACGCUACUGCGAUGAGUGCAUCCGCUACCCCGGCUGCCUCCACGGAACCUGCCAGCAGCCCUGGCAGUGCAACUGUCAAGAGGGCUGGGGGGGGCUCUUCUGCAACCAAGACCUCAACUACUGUACUCACCACAAGCCAUGCAUGAAUGGAGCCACUUGUAGCAACACGGGCCAGGGCAGCUACACCUGUUCCUGCAGACCCGGCUUCACUGGCGCCAGCUGUGAAGUCCAAGUCAACGAAUGCGCCGGGAACCCGUGCCGAAACGGCGGGAGCUGCACCGACCUGGAGAACACCUACACCUGUACGUGUCCUCACGGUUUCUAUGGCAACAACUGCGAACUGAGUGCCAUGACGUGCGCCGACGGUCCGUGUUCCAAUGGCGGCCGUUGCAGCGACAACCCAGACGGCGGUUACUUCUGUCAGUGCCCCACCGGAUACGCUGGAUUCAAUUGCGAGAAGAAGAUCGACCACUGCACCUCCGGUCCCUGUUCCAACGGUGCUCGCUGUGUGGACCUGGUCAACUCGUACCUGUGCCAGUGUCCUGACGGUUUCACGGGCAUGAACUGCGACCACGCCGGUGACGAAUGCUCGUUAUACCCCUGCCAGAACGGCGGAACUUGCCAGGAAGGAAUCAACGGCUACACCUGCACAUGCCCGCCGGGAUACACGGGACAGAACUGCAGCUCACCCAUCAGCCGCUGCGAACACAAUCCAUGCCACAAUGGCGCAACGUGCCACGAGAGGAACAAUCGUUAUGUAUGCGCUUGCGUUCCGGGCUACGGCGGCCGGAAUUGCCAGUUCUUGCUUCCAGAACACGCCGCCAUACGUGGUUCCGAAGUACCUUGGAUGGCUGUGGGGUCCGGCGUCGCGUUGGUGUUACUGCUGCUAGCUGGAUGCGCCGUAUUGGUCGGGUUCUUCCGAUCCAAAUCACAACGCGGCGAUCCAGUCGAAGUUGUCGGCGACGGCGAGACGAUUAACAACAUCACUAACAACUGUCAGCGCAGCGACCGAGACCUAGCGAUCAGCGUGGCGCCGACGCCGGCGGUCAAAAACAUCAACAAAAAGAUGGACUUGUGCGGUAGCGACCCGGAUGAGGGAACGUCCCCCGAUAGGAGGAGCUACAAAACUCGUCAACCGCUAUCUGACUGCAACCUUGUGCAUGAAGUCAACUACGAGCAAGCCGCCAAGGAAGCCAUGUUGGAAGCGGCCUGCGAGGACAAGUGCCAUUCCUUGGACUCCUUUGAGUUUGAGGAGAAACACAGCAAGCGUUUAAAAUGCGAUGCAUCGGAAAAGAAUAUCCCAGAAACGUCCGCAUGUGCGGACAACAAGUACAAAUCUGUGUUUGUCAUGUCGGAGGAGAAGGACGAAUGUAUAAUUGCAACUGAGGUGUAAAACGGGGCCGACGACGGGCUCUGCUCAUUUUUGCUCUUUGGGAGAGUUUUUAUGCUCCCGGAUGAGAUGCUGCUCUAACGUCGGUCUGGGGGGGAGGUGUCCCGCCUGGAGACUGCUGCUGAUACCUGAGACCUUUAACUGAUAUUCAGACUGAGCUGGUUCUCGACUGGAAACUCGGCCUGUGGGAUAGGAACUGGCGGGGUGAUAAGAAAAAUGUAACGUUUACGGUUAAACGUAAACUGACACUUAGCUUUCUGUUCUGCCUCUUGUCGGGAAUUGUGGGUAAAAAAAAAAAUUGAAAUAUUAAGGGACAGGGCGGCACGGUGGUCUAGUGGUUAGCACGCAGACCACACAGCUGGGAGACCAGAGUUCAAUUCCUGCCUCGGUCAUCUCUGUGUGGAGUUUGCAUGUUCUCCCCGUGCAUGCGUGGGUUUUCUCCGGGUACUCCGGUUUCCUCCCACAUUCCAAAAACAUGCUAGGUUAAUUGGCGACUCCAAAUUGUCCAUAGGUAUGAAUGUGAGUGUGAAUGGUUGUUUGUCUAUAUGUGCCCUGUGAUUGCCUGGCGACCAGUCCAGGGUGUACCCCGCCUCACGCCCGAAGACAGCUGGGAUAGGCUCCAGCACCCCCCGCGACCCUUGUGAGGAAAAGCGGUAGAAAAUGAAUGAAUGAAUGAAUGAAUGAAUGAAAUAUUAAGGGACGUAGAAAGAUAAACGCGCAACGCAAAGCUACGAUGUUUGUUUUUUUUUUUUUUGCAACAUUUGCACCCAGGCCUUUUUCUCGAUCGUAGGCGCUGUGGCGGAGCGCAGGAACCGCAUCAAACGGCGGAUGUUUGGCCAUACUGGCCUGUUUUUUCAACGUACGUAAAUAAAUGUGCUUGCUCUAUGAACUGAAGUCCUCCAAACCGGCCCGACAUAGUAUUGUUUUUUUGUAUACGUUCCCUUGUCUUAUUAUUACUUUUUUGACGCUUUUUAUACAGAUUUUUGUAAAAAAAAAAAAAAAAAAAAAUUAAGAUUUAAAACUAUGGUUUAAUUUAAGUUAAUUUAAGUUAAUUUGUGUUAUUCUUAUUUUGUCUUGUAUAUUUGUGACGUUAUUUAAUUUCUUUCUUUAUGGACGAUAUUUUGCAAAGGCACUUCAGGUCAGUGGGACGUUUGUUUUGUGAAAGUAAAAAAAAAAAAGUUAUUUAAGAGGGAUUGUACUGUACAUUGCAUUGUUCUACGACCGCUUCCUGUACUCUUUGUCGAUGAAGGAGUUAGCCAAGACUAUUUUUCCAAAUAAAAGAUGCUAAACAUGA